Messenger RNA from Penicillium alfredii, 2358 nucleotides. RefSeq lists its product as uncharacterized. Lineage: Eukaryota; Fungi; Ascomycota; Eurotiomycetes; Eurotiales; Aspergillaceae. Gene Ontology annotation, molecular function: hydrolase activity. Bases 1 to 2358 code for a protein of 785 amino acids. The transcript is spliced from 5 exons. Gene Ontology annotation, biological process: protein modification process. Gene Ontology annotation, cellular component: P-body. The record is from RefSeq and is a predicted model, not a curated record.
AUGCACAUCCUGGUCACCAACGACGACGGUCCCCCGUCGAACCAGUCGUCGCCGUACGUCCAUUCCCUCAUCCACUCGCUGCAGUCCGCCGGCCAUACAGUUUCGGUAGUCCUUCCGCACCAGCAGCGCUCAUGGAUCGGUAAAGCGCACCUGGUGGGUGCAUCCGUGAAACCGACCUAUUUCCGGCCGGGAACUCUGCACCAGGAGGACGGGACAAUACACAGCCUGCCGCGGGGUAGCAACGGCGAGCCGAGUGAGGAUGGCGACGAAUGGAUCUUGAUCAACUCGACGCCGGCAAGCUGUGUCCAGAUCGGCCUGUACCAUUACUUCCAAGAGCGCGGCCCGAUUGACGUCGUUGUGUCGGGUCCGAAUUAUGGCCGCAACACGACAGCGUUGUUUGCCUUGUCGAGCGGGACCAUCGGCGCCGCGAUGGAGGGUGCCAUUUGUGGGAAACGCUCAAUUGCGCUGUCUUACGCGUUCAGUUCUCGCACACACGACCCUGUCGUUAUUGCAGAGGCUUCGCGCCACUCGGUCCGGUUGGUUGAAUACUUGUGCGAGAAUUGGGCCAACGACGUGGAUCUCUACAGCGUCAACGUUCCCUUGGAGCCUGGUGUCAGCCAAAACAAGGUCCUGUACACCGAGAUGCUGCGGAAUUUGUGGAAAUCCGGGAGCUGUUUUGAGGUCGCGGACCCUGCCUCCGCUGAUGAACCCGAGCUGCAGGAGCGGCGCCUGCGUAAUGAAGGCGAGGUCGCCGGGAAGAAGGCCGACUCCAAUUUUUGCGUCAGUGACAAGCCUCGGCCUCGCCUUCAACACAAGCACUUUAAGUGGGCGCCAAACUUCCAGGAUGUGUAUCAAAGUGUCGAGGAAAGCGCGCCUGGAAAUGAUGGCUGGGCCGUUAAGGAGCAGAUGACCAGUGUUACGCCCCUCAAGGCGAGUUUCAUGCAUGCGCCGGGUAUCUCGGGGGAGAUCAAGCUAUCGGAUAAGCCGCCUACUCUAUACUCCAUCGUGGACUGUGAUGAUACCUACGUGCAAGAACUGGUCGAGCGGGCUUUGACCCGUCGACUGGGAGGUGCUGCUCGCAUUCAGCGCAUAUCCUCUGUGGAUGACCUCCCGGACUCGUCUGCGCCUGUCUUCCAGUACCGUGAGUACGAACGGCUUGACUUUGAGCAUACCCUGUCAAGACCGUCGACGUCUCUUGCGAAUGCGUAUAUCAUCCGAAAAGCCCUGAUCCGCAAACAUUACCUGUCGAACACAGUGGCCAACUGGAUCUCCAAGCACCCGGAUAGCUCACUGCGACACCACUUCAAACCUGCCUUUGACUUUGAACUGGACUAUGCCGAGUUUCUCGACGAUGCCCUCCUGGAAGCAUAUGAAUUGCGAGACAGCCUGGCGAAGAACGAAGCACGGCCCGAGUCCGAGAAAGAGUGGUGGAUCCUCAAACCGGGCAUGAGUGAUCGAGGACAAGGCAUCCGGCUCUUCAGCAGUGAAGACCAGCUACGCGAGAUUUUCGAGGAAUGGGAAGUGAGCGACUCGGACGAACAAAGCGGGUCCGAGGCGAACGCGGACGAAGACGAAGACAACUCCAGCGCCGCACACGACGCCGGCGUGGUGACAUCGCAGCUCCGCCAUUUCCUCGCCCAGCCCUACAUCGACCCUCCGCUAUUGCUUCCAUCCUCCGCCAACCGCAAAUUCCACAUCCGCACCUACGUCCUCGCUACGGGGGCGCUGAAGGUCUACGUAUUCAAAGAAUUGCUAGCGCUCUUCGCCGCGAAACCCUACUGCCCCCCACACGAAGAAGACGACGAAGUAAAAGAUCUGGCGCGCCAUCUCACAAACACCUGCUUCCAAGAAGGCGGCAGCGCCAACGAGGGCAGCGUGCGCCGGUUCUGGAACCUCGACCACCACGUCCCCGGUCUGAGCGCAGAUUGGAAAGAGCAGAUCUUCGAGCAGAUCUGUGCUGUGACCGGUGAGGUCUUCGAGGCAGCUGCGCGGGGCAUGAUGAUCCAUUUCCAGACGCUGCCGAAUGCCUUUGAGCUGUUUGGGGUUGAUUUCCUCGUCGAUAGUGCUGGGUCGGUUUGGUUGCUCGAGCUGAAUGCGUUCCCGGAUUUCGCGCAGACGGGUGAGGAUCUCAAGGAGGCUGUUGUGGGGAAGUUGUUUGAGGAGACUGUUGAUGUUGCUGUUAAGCCGUUCUUUGGGCUGGGUUCGGACGGUGGAUCUGGGGAUUUGAGUAUCGCCGAAUCCCACCAUGCAAAUAGUCGCCCAAGCUGCGACGCCAAUGCGAGGCACCACACCGCGGAAGAGACCCUGCAACCCGGAGGUGCGGACAAUAUGCCGAAAGGUCGAAGCAAUAGUUGGUGA